AUGUCUACUCCCUCCUGGACCGAUUGUUGCCCAGAGCAGGACGUCGAACGCUUUUCCGAGCGCAGUACUGAGCGCAGACAAGUUUUUCAGGAUGCUGCUACUCGACUGGACACCAAGAUUCCACCUUCGAUAUGGGCGUUCCUUCAAGUCGCCGACCUGGAGCUAGUCAAGCAAAUCACCCAUAGCGGAUUCUCGUGGAAUACGAUGAAGGAAGGUAGCAUAACAACCUGCUCUUCAAAAGUUAAAGACGCCCUGCGACUUUGGAAACAGAGACCAGAGGAAAGGAUGACGGAGGACACUACACCAGCACCGAAGCGCACGCAUUCCAAGGCUUUCUCCAACAAUGCCUUAUCUGAGUCUCCAUCGCACCGCUCCCAGAUGCCGACCUCCGAGACAAGAACUAGGUCAGGAAAACCACUGGGUGCCCCAGAGGGCAGCGUUAGGCGUGACGUUGGGAUCGCCAAGCGCAGCAAAGAAAGAGACGGUAACCUCUGUGUUAUCUCCAAGAUGAGUGCGGCCCAAGCAUGCCAUAUCUACCCAUGGUGUGCUUUUGGAGCGCAAAGUACGGAUCGUGUGGCCAAUUUUUGGGGGGUUCUGAGGUUGUUUUGGCCCAAGGACAAGGUGGACGCCUGGCACGCCAAAAUAUUCCACGAUAACGGUACACCACACGGAACUGAGACGGUCGAGAACAUGAUCACCUUCACUGCGAGCCUGCACAAUUUUCACACAGAAGGUGCCUUCGCGCUGCGACCUGUACGCAUAACGGCCGACAAAACUCAACUCGAACUAGAGUUCCACUGGCUCAAGAGACAGGUCCGCGAUUCAAGAGCAACGGUAGAUCUUUUAGAGCUACCCAUGUCCUCUCGAGGCCUGACAGAUUCCGGACAUGGACAAUACCUAUGUUAUCUGGACAACGGCGUUCCAACCCGGCUUGUCAGCGGCAAAAUAUUCACUAUGACGACCGACGACCCGGUUAACAAACCCCUUCCAGACCCGGGCCUCUUGGAGUUGCAGUGGCAUCUCCAGCGCAUCCUUGCGAUGUCAGGCGCGGCGGGGUGGAAGGAGGACGACUUCGACGACGACGAUGAUUCCGAUCCACCUGGGGAAUUUGUUCAACAGUGGAUUGAGGAUACGUGGGAACAUCGUCAGGAUUGGGGUCCGUCUCGAGACGGGUCGGUCGACAAUAGUGAUGGUGCAUACUGA
This is a messenger RNA of Didymosphaeria variabile, 1203 nucleotides long. RefSeq lists its product as uncharacterized. Bases 1 to 1203 code for a protein of 400 amino acids. NCBI's taxonomy places the organism in Eukaryota, Fungi, Ascomycota, Dothideomycetes, Pleosporales, Didymosphaeriaceae. The transcript has a single exon. The record is from RefSeq and is a predicted model, not a curated record.